This is a messenger RNA of Cavia porcellus (domestic guinea pig), 5564 nucleotides long. It is a transcript of the gene Sh3bgrl2, whose product is annotated as SH3 domain binding glutamate rich protein like 2. Gene Ontology annotation, cellular component: cytoplasm. Bases 234 to 605 code for a protein of 123 amino acids. The transcript is spliced from 4 exons. NCBI's taxonomy places the organism in Eukaryota, Metazoa, Chordata, Mammalia, Rodentia, Caviidae. The record is from RefSeq and is a predicted model, not a curated record.
UCCGAGCGACCUGUCACGGCGGGACCACGGUGAACCGGACGGGAAAGAGGGCGAGUGGGAGUCUCUGGGCGCGGCGGGAAAAUGGAGCCAGGCACCCCUGCUCCCGCAAAGAGGCUCUGGAACUUGGGGAGCUGCUGGGGCGUCGUAGAGGUCUUCCUAGUUUGGAGCCUUCGGUCGGCUGUUUUGUGCCAGAGACCGAGGGGGCUGCUUGGGUUUGCUAACCUGGCUCCUGAAUGAAACAAGUUCAGAUGCGAGCUGCUCUCCACCCUUUCUUCCCAGCCACCAACAUUUCUGUACUUUUAUACCUGAGCGCCCAGCACAACCAGAUAAAGAAGAAGCAGCAGGAUGUGGUUAGAUUUUUGGAAGCCAACAAGAUAGAAUUUGAGGAGGUGGACAUCACAAUGUCAGAAGAACAGAGGCAAUGGAUGUACAAAAACAUCUCCCCAGAAAAGAAACCUGCUCAGGGGAACCCGCUGCCACCCCAGAUAUUUAAUGGUGACCAGUACUGUGGGGAUUAUGACAGUUUUUUUGAAGCAAAAGAGAGCAACACAGUGCUUUCAUUCUUAGGCUUGAAACCAAGGUUGACAUCAACGGCAGAACCCUAGAGGAGAAAAGUGGGAGGUGAUGGAGAUGCAUUUGGAACAACACCUCCUGGUACUCAGCACACACCUGCUUACCUAAUGCAUCACUGUGACAAAAGCCACACGCACCACCAGUAACUUUGCUUGCCAUGGAAAUGGUGUUUUGGAAGAUGGGGGUAUAAUGGGGAUUGCAUGAUUGCUUUAAACCAAAUCAGGACUGUGGUGGGUUUGGGGUUUUUUCCCUCCUUAUUUUCAGGUUGUCCUGCAGUUGCCUCAUCUGAAAGUGCUGUUACCUGUUUUCAAGAUGCUUUUAAUAACUGACAAAUAAGUGGGGGCACUACCAGGAAGAAAAUGCUAAAUCUGCCAGUUUUGUAGCAGAUACAGUAUUAUAUCUGUGAGCUUCUUGGACUGCAUUUUUGACAUUAUCUGCCAGGCUAUUAGAAUCUGAAUGAGAAAGAAAAAAGCAAUGCUGAUUGAAAAAGAUUUUUCUGCAGAACCACAGACAUCACUCUGCCAAUGCUUUGUAACUGCAUCUGUUGAAAAAGUUGUUCUAGAGGUUUUUUUUUUUUUUAAAUUGGAAACUCUUAUCCCUAUGAAUCCUCUAAACUCCUAUAUAUUUCCAGAAAUCAUAGUUGAAAUAUAAAAUCAGUGCCACCAAGUUACAGAAAUGAAAAUAAUUGCUAUUUUGGAAAAUACAUGCUUCUUUAUCUCUUGGAAGGGCAAAGUUUCAUGCACAAGACUGCUUGAAAGAUAUAUUUUAAGAGGUGCACAAAGUAGCUAAUACAUUUAUAGGAAAACUGUCAGAUCAGCAUCUGAAGGCAAUUUCAGCUGUAGCAUAUAUUUAAAUAUUUAAAGCACAUAUAUUUAAAAUGCAGCUCCCCUAAUGGCUGCUUAUUCUAUUUUGUGAAGGGAUUCUAUUUUUUUGAGAAGGGAAGAUCUCAAUUAGUUGUAUUUUAUGAACCUGUGAUGAAGCAUAUUAAAAGAAAGUAAUAUUGCUAUACAAUUAAAUUUUUUUUUCCUGUGUUACUUUUCAUUGUUCCUCUACCUUGCUAGUGUUUUUUCCAGCCCAGUCUUGGACUUUUCUGAGUAAUACAGAUACAUGUUCUCGUUCCAUGGAUAAGUAAAGUGAGUGUCCAGAGCAGCGUGCACGAGGAAGGGCUGUCCAGAAAGUAUCUCUGAGUUGUGCUUGGCAAGCAAAAUCUCUCCUCCCACUGCAGUGGGUGCUGAUAAACACCGAACAUGUCUACUUUACUAGGGCAGAGACUACUUUUCUGUGUCCUUAAUUUUUAGAGUUUGGAAUUGCCAAACAUGGGAACAUCCUUGACUAGGAUAAACUCUCAAAGGGUUGACUACAAAACUCAACUAUUCCAGCUGUCCUGAUGCUAGACCUGUCAUUAUGAUUGUGAGAAAGAAAUUCAUGAGAUAUUGAAAGAGCAAAUGAAUAAAAGCCCUCUCCCCCAUCUCCUGCUUCACGCUGUGCUAGAUGUGGGAGUAUUCUGUAGAAAUUUGUGAAUGCUAAAACUGAGACUUAACAGUCCAGACUACAAUCAGAAGAGCAUGACAGAGUUCUUCUGGACUAGAUUAGAUACAUGAUCCACAGUUUUCUCUUCCAGGGAAGUUUUUGUCAAGUCAUGAAUGUUCCUGAUUUGUUGGUGUUAAAACAAGACCCAGGUCAAAUUCCAUUUGAUAAAUCCCAGGGACUAUGUAGGAAUUUUUUUUCCCCCCUAACUGGUUAUUGUGUUUGAAUAUGUGAGUUCUCUGAUGAUACUUAAAGUUUCUUUUUUAACAUUCAGCAAUUUUAAAAAUUGUUAUGUUGUAAUUACUCACCUUGCAUUUAUUUAUUCUACUCUUAGCAGUGAGUGCUGAGGAUCCACUUGGUAAGAUUAAAGCUUUGCAAAUUCUGGGCAUGAAGGAUCAAUACCAUGCUCGCUAGACAGAGGAAGUGACCAAGAUUUUUCCUAAUAACUUUUGAAUUAACUAGUAUGAUUAUGUUAAGCAUACUAGAUGGAUAACAGUAUUAAAGUACUACAACUUUUACAUAUCAUCACAAUUUUUUUUUGUUUUUGGAUCAGCAAAGAAAUACACGAGAAUAUCCUUCAGUGCUUCCUGUGCUCAUUAUGGGGGAAUAGAAGCACAGUGUGUGGGGUUUACCAGAGUAGCCAGGCCCCGCAGAGUCCUGGGCAUUGCCCUCUGGGACCAGGCCAUGUUCACAGAAUAUUGUGACCUUACUUGUAUUCUUCUACCAGCUGAAUUCCAAGCAUGAAAUAAUGAUUUUAUUGUUCCCUUAGUUGCUUUUAUUUAGAUUUUGAUAAUCACAGUCUUAAAAACCUAGGAAAGAAGUGGAUUUAUAGGCAGACAUAUAACAUCAAGGGCAUUUCUAGGCAGAAUUUUAAUUUCUUGUAUUAAACUCUUUGGGACACAGGAAGCGUGAUACUAAAAAUCAAAGUAUGCCAUUUUAAAAACAGAUAAAAUAUAGAGUGCCAUCCUGUUAGAUGUAUACAGACAAAAUGAAAAAUUAGUUGGGAAAAUGUUUCAAAUUCUGGUAUCUUACUAAAAUCAAAGAGAAGAAAAGAAAGGUGUUUUGCCCUUAGGCUGUAAUAUAUUUUAGAUUUGUUUCUGUUGUAUAGAUUUAAUUCAACAUGUGCCUAGAUAUUUUUAUAUUACAUGAAUUUAAUAAUGAACUAAACUUACUUUUGUUUUUUAUUAUUGAAAAGUACCAAAGGUCUUCCAGUUUUGAUUGUUUCAUUAUGUUUGAUUUUAUUGUGGAGUUUUGCUUAAUAGCUUCUCUGAAAUGUCAGAAUCCACUUCAGUCUCCAUAAUUAUUGUUUUUAGAUUUCAGUUAGUAUGUGUUUGUCUCUAAAGACAUUGGAGAAAUCUUAGAUUUUAUGUUCAGCGUUAAAGGGAAAUAAAUUCCAGAAAAUUCUGAAAAUGGAGUUUCUAUUCCCUGCCAUUUCUGAGAUUGACCCUAGUGCUAGUUUUGGUUCAGCUGAAUUCUUUGUUCAGUUGGGAAGCUGUGUGUCUGCUCCCUUCCAUGAAUGCCAUGCGUGUAAACUGUAGAUUCCUUGGUAAAAACACAGGAGUUGUGUGACCAUUCAGGAGCCCCCUGUGCAUCUUGAGAGACUCCCCAGACAGCAGCCAGGGCUGAGUGUGCAGGGAACCGUCUGGCACAGGGACAGCCACGCCUGGUGGAUGUGUCACAUUGUUGCUUGCAGAAACAGGAUCAGGUGGCCAUGACUCCUUUGAUAGUUUCUCUCUGAGAAAGCUGCUAUCUCUGGAAGCAGAAGACACUUUUUAAAGGGAAUACUGAGUCUGAUCUCAUCAGUGUUGUUUCAAACCUUAAACCCUCAGAGAGGAGAAGGGUAGAGGAAAGGUUCAAAGGGAACAGACAUUUGCAGAAAUGUACUAAGUCACAAACCCAGAUAAGCAAAGUGACCACUGUCUGCAUGUGACCCAUAUUUCCAGAGUUUCCCUAGGUCUGGAAAUGCCUGUCAGGUCAGGUUAGUCAUCCUUACUGUCCACAUGUAUUGAGCCCUUAGAAUGUGAUGGACCCCCAGAGCAAGAUAAUAGUGUCCACUAUCAGGGAUGAAGGAAGUGGACACAAAAACAGCAGUUACAGCCAAAGGUCAGUGAAAGAGUUAAAUUGCAGCACUCCAGGCUACGCUACAUCAUCUCAAACAAUGUCUACAGUCUUUGUCGCUGCUGUUGCUGUUAAAACCAUCCCAAGUUUUAAAGUUACAUAUACCUACAAAUGCAUUCAUGUGCAUUAUAUGUAUUUAUAUAUAUAUGCUAAAGUUUAAGGAGUAAUAGUGAUAAGCACACCCUGUGUGUGCCUGCCGCCCACCUUCUGCCUUUCCUUUGAGGCACUGUGCUCUUCCCUGACCUGUCUUCUGGCCUGUCUGAUCAGAGUCCUGUCUUGUGUUUGUGUUGACUGUAGGCUUCCUGUCCUUUAUCAUUCUGCUUCUAUGUAUGUAUACUUAAAGAAUAAUAAAUGAAAUUAAACUGGAUUUUUGUCACUUUUUUAUGUUCAUAACAGUGUGAGUUUUCACUGCUGAAUAUUUUUCCAUUGUAUAUCAUAAUAUUUUCCCUUCUCUAGUUGCUAGGUAUGAACUGCAUGUUUGUUUGAAAUAGAUAAAAGGAAAUGCUGCUAUGAAAAUUCUUUUAUGUGACGUCUGGUGCACAGGAGGGGUGUAUACCUUGAAGAGAACUCUUGGAUUGGACCAUAUAAGCACAUUCUCACCUUCAAUACAUAAAGUCAAACUACUAGCAAAAGCAAUGUUCCUACCACUAUAAUAAAAUUUUCAGGACUCUAGAUCCCAGCCAACCUUUGAGAUGACCAGAGCAAAAUUGCUGCCAAGCUGAGGAGUACAAAAUAACAUCUUACUGUGGUUUCUUUUGGCAUAUUUUUAGUUAGUAGAAUGUUGAACAUGUUUAUUGUGGAAAAUCCUGCUUCUUGGAAAUCCCUCUUCAUGUGUUUUACCUUUUUUCCUAUUCAAUUGUAUUUUUAGGUAUUAAAGUUUAAAAUUUAUUUCUACUUACCUAUAUUGGCCAAUAUUGAUUUUAUUUUUAUUUUCCUAUUUUUUGUGUAUGUGUUUGUAUCCAUGCAUUUAAUUACUGUAGCAUUUGGGAGCAAACCUGUGAACUUGGGCAUGUGAGGUAUGCAUUCUUCCCCUGAGCAGUACCCAGAUUCCAAGAUUUAACUGUUCAGGAAAGUCAAGUCAAAAGUAGAAAAAUCUUCUGAACCUAUUUCCAGAAAUAUGAAAAGGACACAAGUCUUUAUUCCAUAUACAUAAAGUUAAGUGCAUAUAUUCUGUGUUUUUUGUGUGCACUGAUAUUCAGCUGUCUACGUGUUAGCUGAGAGGUGCUUUGAAACUCAUUCUGCUUUAGGAGAGUUCUUUUUUGAGGCUCUUUUAAGGCACUUAGUUGGCAGGAAGUUAAUGUCAUUUGUAUUAUGAUUGAGUUUUCUGCUGUAUAAUUUUACCAAAA